Molecule: messenger RNA, 319 nt
Organism: Owenia fusiformis
Lineage: Eukaryota; Metazoa; Annelida; Polychaeta; Sabellida; Oweniidae
Source: the annotation of a GenBank genome assembly
UGAAAAUGAUGUCAUGAGAGAAGCGCUGUUGGAAAAAGCUGAUGAUUUUGCUGGACGUCCUUUCUCAUGGAGGAUAAACUACGUAACCCCUGGCGGUGACAAAGAUAUUACAUUUAGAGAUUUAUCACAAGAUUUGAAGAGAGUAAAGAAAAUAGCACAUCGGGGACUCAAGCAGUUUGGAGAUGGCAUGGACAGAAUAGCAAUUUUAGCAUCUGAUGAAAUCCAGGACUGUAUUUCAAGAUUUCAAAGUCAUGGUAACACUCCAUUUGACCCAAGGGAAUCUGUAGAUCAAUGCAUUACAAAUAUUAUGACAGGUCUG